CCUGACAACCAGGAACCCACUCUCUGACUCUGUGGAUCUGCCUGUUCUGGACGUUUCCCAUCAAUGGAGUCACACCCUGUGUGUCCUUCUGUGUCUGGCUUCUCUCACUGAGCAUCGUGUUCUCGGGGUCCGUCCACGUGGUAGUGAGUGUCAGAGCAUCACCCCUUUUCACGGCUGAGUGAUGCUCCCAUGUGUGGAGGGACACGUCUGUCUGUUGAAGGGCAUUUGUGUUGCGUCCACCGUUUGGCCACUGUGAACACACGUGUGCAGGUUUCUGAGGCCCUGUCUUUCGUUCUCUUGGGCACGCACCUAGGCGUGGAACUGCUGAGUGAUAUGAUUAUUCGGUGAUUAACGUUUUGAGGAGCCGCCAGGCCUUCCCCGGCCCGCGGCACUACUUUACAUCCCUGCCAGCCUGUCUGAGGUUCCAAUUCCCCACCUCCUCACCAACACUGUAUUUUUUCUGCCCUUUUCAUUCCAGCCGUCCUAGUGGGUGUGAAGUGGUGUCUCGCUGUGGUUUUGAUUUGUGCAUUUCCCUGAUGACUAAUAAUUUUGAGCAUCUUUUCACGGCAUGUUGGCCAUUUGCGUAUCUUGGGAGAAACGUCUAUCCAAAUCCUUUGUCCAUUUUUAAGUGGAUUCUUUGUCUUUUUGUUGUUGAGUUGGGAGAGUUCUUUAUAUAUUCUGAAUACUCAACCCUGUCUUUCUCUCCCCUUGGCCUCAUCUCUUGCCCAGGCUCUGAGUGCCUGAAACCUCUGAAGACCCUGCUUCAGAAGGGGAGACAACCUCUCCAGGACCACCUGGCUCUGGGGGCUCCAUGGCCGCACCUGCCCACUUUAGAGAUGCACAGACUGAGGGCGGGAGAGUGACCCGGCCAGGUGCCCACAGAUAAAAACCCUGUAAGUGAGAAGCUGGACACAGAAGACACACAGUGUGUGAUUCCAUUGAUGGGAAAUGUCCAGAACAGGCCAGUCUACAGACAGAGAGUGGGUUCCUGGUUGUCAGGGGCUGGGGGAGGGGAGGGGGAAUGACUGCUGAUGGGGACGGGGCUUCUUCUGAGGUGAUGGAAUGUUCUAAAAUUGGGGUGGUGGCUGCGUAACUCUGCAAAGAUACUAAAAACGAUGGAAUUGCACGCUUUAAACAGAUGAAUUGUGUGGUACUCGAAUUAUAUCUCAAUAAAGCUGUUUAAAAAAAAUAAAAAGCAGUAAAACACACACACACAUGCAAACGCCAAUAGGACUCAAUCCCAGGACAGGAGGGCAGUGGUGGAACCUCCAGCACUCAGGCUGGAAAGCCAAGCGGAGCCCCCAUUGUGAGUGGCACGGCUGGGUGUCAGCCUCACCCACAUCUGACGGGUCGCCCACCGUACAGACGGGAGGACGGGGCACAGGGUGGGCAGUUGGAGGGCCCAGGCAGGCCCCAGGAGCGGUUGGCUCUGGAGGCCUUGGGCAACUUCCCCUGUUUCUGACGGGAGGGGCCGGGCCCUGGGUCGGGGGUGUGUCGAUGGCCAAGGCGCCAGGUAUAAGGGCGCCACCAUCCCAGCCACCCCCAUCGGCCCCCGUCAUGACGGCACUCAGACUGCUGGGCCUGCUGGCCGGCCUGCUGGCGACCUCCAGGGCUGGCUUGGCCCCGCGGGCGGACAUCGUGGGUGGCAGGAAGGCCCGGCGGCAGGAAUUCCCAUUCCUGGCCUCCAUUCAGACCCAAGGGCGGCACUUCUGCGGGGGCGCCCUGAUCCACCCCGGCUUCAUCCUGACAGCCGCCAGCUGCUUCCAAAGCCGCAACACCGGGACUGCCACUGUGGUGCUGGGGGCCCACAACCUGAGGCGGCGGGAGAGGUCCCGGCAGACUUUCUCCAUCAGGAGCAUCAGCGAGAACGGCUACAACCCCCAAGAGAACCUGAACGACGUGCUGCUGCUGCAGCUGGACCGUCAGGCCAACCUCACCAGCAGCACCGUGGCAGUGGUACCACUGCCCCCACAGAAUGCCACGGUGGAAGCUGGCACCAACUGUCAGGUCGCAGGCUGGGGCGCCCGACGGCAGAGAGGGCGUCUCUCCCGAGUCCCAAGGGUCGUGAACGUCACUGUGACCCCGUCGGACCAGUGUCGCCCGAACAAUGUGUGCACCGGCGUCCUCACCCGCCGGGGCGGCAUCUGCCUGGGGGACGGGGGCACCCCCCUCAUCUGCGACGGCCUGGCGCACGGCGUGGCCUCCUGGUCCCGGGGGCCCUGCGGCAGGGGCCCCGACUUCUUCGCCCGCGUGGCACUCUUCAGAGACUGGAUCGACUCGGUUAUAAACCAGCCAGUCGGACGUGCGCCAGCCUGACAGAACCCCAGCCCAGCCGGUGGGGGGCGCGUGAGCCGCCACGGAGCCAGCCCCCCACGCCUCUGUCCCAUCCCGCAGCCCCACCCUGGCCCGCGCAGUCGUGACUCUAAUAAAGGAUCUGUUCCCGUUCUGUCCACGGUACCUGAUUUCUGCUUUGCGGGGGCGGGAAGGGGCUGGGGGCCGAGCGCAGGGACAUCUUCCGGCAAGAGUGGCAUCCACCCCAGGGGCCUCCACUCACAGAAUCCGCUCGCAGCCCUGAGGACCAGGGCCUCUUGUUAUCUCCACCUGACGGAGGUGGCGCCAAGGCUCAGAGAGGUUGGGUGACUACCCUGAGGCCACACAGCCAGAGUGGGCUCUGAACCCACAUCUGUGAGAUUCCAGGCCCCCUUAACCGUCUCUCAUUUUGGUCGAGAAUACAGUCACCCCAUAGUGUCUGCAGGGGCUUGGCUCCAGGACCCCAGUGGAUACCCAAACCCACGGAUGCUCCAGUCCCUCAUAUCAAACGCCGUAAUAUUUGCAAGUAACCUACGCACAUCCUUCAGUGCACUUAAAAUCAUCUCUAGAUGACUUAAAAUACCUAAUAAAAUGUAAAUGCUGUGUA
Molecule: messenger RNA, 2917 nt
Organism: Aethalodelphis obliquidens (Pacific white-sided dolphin)
Lineage: Eukaryota; Metazoa; Chordata; Mammalia; Artiodactyla; Delphinidae
Gene: AZU1
Product: azurocidin 1
Exons: 5
Coding region: 1216-2316 (366 amino acids)
Biological process (GO): proteolysis
Cellular component (GO): azurophil granule
Molecular function (GO): serine-type endopeptidase activity
Source: RefSeq, a predicted model, not a curated record